AUGAGGCUGGACCUUGCCCGGUGCUUCGCAAUCCGGGGCUGGAAUCCAGGCCAGGCCUGCCGGGCUCCGCCCCUUCCCGGUCUAGGAGCCCCGCCAAGGGGGCUGCCAGGGACUGACCUACAGACCCACGGACAGACAGACGGAAAGACUGUGCUGAUGGCUGCGCAGGGAGAGCCCAGCGUGGGACCAGGAGUCUGGAACCAGACGGAGCCUGAGCCCGCUGCUGACCGCCUACUAAGCCUUUGCUUCCUGAAAACGGCAGGGGCCUGGGUGCCCCCCAUGUACCUCUGGGCCCUUGGCCCCAUCUACCUCCUCUAUAUCCACCGCCAUGACAAGGGCUACCUCCGCAUGUCCUCCCUGUUCAAGACCAAAAUGGUGCUUGGGUUCACCCUCAUAAUCUUGUACACCUCCAGUGUGUCUGUCACUCUUUGGAGAAUCCAGCAGGGGAUGCCCCAGGCCCCCGAAUUCCUCAUUCACCCCACCGUUUGGCUCACCACGAUGAUCUUGGCAGUGUUCCUGAUCCACAUGGAGAGGAAGAAGGGGGUCCAGGCAUCUGGGGUGCUGUUUGGGUACUGGCUGCUCUGCUGUCUCUUGCCAGCGAUCAGCACCGCCCAGCAGGCCUCACAAGGGGGCUUCCAGAGUGACCCCUUCCGCCACCUGUCCACCUACCUGUGCUUGUCUCUGAUGGUGGCGCAGUUUCUGCUGUCCUGCCUGGCCGAUCGACCCCCCUUCUUCCCUAAAGAGCCCCAGCAGUCUAAUCCCUGUCCGGAGGCUGGGGCCUCCUUCCCCUCCAAGGCCAUGUUCUGGUGGGUUUCUGGGCUGGUCUGGAGGGGCUACAGGAGGCCACUGGGACCAAAAGACCUCUGGUCUGUUCGGAGAGAGAACUCCUCAGAAGAACUUGUUUCCCAGCUGGAAAGGGAAUGGACAAGGAGCCGCAGAGCGGCCCAGCGGCAAACUGCAGCAGCCGUGUUUAAGAGGAAAGGGAGCCUCCGCCGUGGUGGGGAGCCCGCAGAGGCCGAGGCCUUCCUGCAGCCAAGAGGGAGUGUGAGGGGCCCGCUGCUGAGGGCCCUCUGGCAGGUCUUCCGCUCCACCUUCCUCCUGGGGACCCUCAGCCUUGUCAUCAGUGACGUCUUCAGGUUCACUGUCCCCAAGCUCCUCAGCCUUUUCCUGGAGUUCAUUGGCGAUGCCACAGCCCCGGCCUGGAAGGGCUAUCUGAUCGCGGUGCUGAUGUUCCUGGCCGCCUGCCUACAAACGCUGUUCGAGCAGCAGCACAUGUACAGACUCAAGGUGCUGCAGAUAAGGCUGCGAACAGCCGUCACUGGCCUGGUGUACAGAAAGGUCCUGGCUCUGUCCAGCGGCUCCAGAAGGACCAGCGCAGCUGGGGGACGUGGCCAACUUGUUGCUUGUGGACGUGCAGCGCUGACGGAGAGCGUCGUCUACGUCAAUGGGCUGUGCCUGCCUCUCGUUUGGAUCAUCGUCUGCUUCUCCCUCUGUCUCCAGCUUCUAGGACCCUCUGCCCUCACCGCCGUCACUGUCUUCCUGAGCCUCCUCCCUCUGAAUUUCUUCAUCACCAGGAAGAGGAACCACUAUCAGGAAGAGCAAAUGAGGCAGAAGGACUCCCGGGCACGGCUCACCAGCUGCCUCCUCCGAAACAUGAGGGCGGUCAAGUGCCACGGCUGGGAGGGGGCCUUCCUGGAGAGAGUCCUGCGCAUCCGGGGCCAGGAGCUGGGCGCCCUGAGGACCUCCGGACUCCUCUUCUCUGUGUCUCUGGUGUCCUUCCAACUGUCCACGUUUCUGGUGGCACUGGUGGUGUUUACUGUCCAUACUCUGGUGACAGAGGAGAAUGCCAUGGACGCCGAGAAAGCCUUCGUGACCCUCACGGUUCUCAACAUCCUCAACAAGGCCCAGGCUUUCCUGCCCUUUUCCAUCCACUCUGUUGUCCAGUCCCGGGUGUCCUUCGACCGCCUGGCCGCCUUCCUCUGCCUGGAAGAAGUUGACCCUGAGGCUGUGGUUUGGAGUGCCUCCAGAGGCUCUGCCAGGGAGGAUUGCAUCAGUGCAGAAGGUACCUUUGCUUGGUCCCGGGACAGCCCGCCCUGCCUACACAGUCUUGUUGGGUCCACCAUCGAGGCAGACCCAGAAUGUUCUGGUCCCAUCUACCAUCAGCUCUCCCUCACGUUGCUGCAGCCCCCCCUGGCUGCCCUCCUUGUUUCUGUCCUCAAAUCCCAGCAGCUAAACGACUCCCUUGACCUUGCAGAAACAGAACUCGCGACCACCAUUGAGGACCCCGGAGGCUCUGCUGGAGGCGGGAGGCCCGUGGGUGGCCCAAGGAGGUCCAUGAAGUCAAUCCCUGAGGACAGCACCACUUUGGAGGCCCAGACAAAGGUUCCCCUAGAUGACCCUGAGAAGGCAGGACCGCCAGCAGGAGGGGACAGCGUGCAGUAUGGCAAGCUCCAUCUUGGCCACCUCAAAAAAAGCAAGCACCUCUUUCCCAAAAGCCCUAGCAAAGUCCCAGCUAUAGGGCUGCUUGCCUCCACGACCACAGUGCUCCUAGGGGGCAUCCGGGCAUCCAGCCGGCUCUUCCGGAGGCUCCUGUGGGACGUGGCACGGUCUCCCAUUGGUUUCUUCGAGCGGACGCCCAUGGGGAACCUGCUGAACCGCUUCUCCAAGGAGACAGACACCAUAGACGUGGACAUCCCAGACAAACUCCGGUCCUUGCUGAUUUACACCUUCGGACUCCUGGAGGUCACUCUGGUGGUAACGGUGGCCACCCCGCUGGCUGCCGUGGCCAUCCUGCCAUUGCUGCUCCUCUACACUUGGUGGCUCGCUGCCAACCUGGAGCUCCUGGGGAACGGGCUGGUGUUUGCCGCUGCCACGUGCGCUGUGCUGAGCAAGGCCCAUCUCAGCGCUGGCCUCGUGGGCUUCUCCGUCUCCGCCGCCCUCCAGGUGACCCAGACACUGCAGUGGGCUGUUCGCAGCUGGACAGACCUGGAGAGCAGCAUCGUGUCGGUGGAGCGGAUGCAGGACUACACUCAGACACCCAAGGAGGCACCCUGGACACUGCCCACCUGUGAAACCCAGCCCCCCUGGCCUUGUGGGGGCCAGAUCGAGUUCCGGGACUUGGGGCUGAGACACCGACCCAAGCUCCCGCUGGCCGUGCGGGGUGUGUCGUUCAAGAUCCACGCAGGAGAGAAGGUGGGCAUCGUUGGCAGGACGGGGGCCGGGAAGUCCACCCUGGCCGGGGGCCUGCUGCGGCUCCUGGAGGCAGCUGAGGGUGAGGUCUGGAUUGACGGGGUCCCCAUCAGCCAUGUGGGGCUGCACACGCUUCGGUCUAGGAUCACCAUCAUCCUCCAGGACCCCAUCCUGUUCCCCGGCUCUCUGAGGAGGAACCUUGACAUGCUACAGGAGCACACGGAUGAAGCCAUCUGGCAGGCCCUGGAGACGGUGCAGCUCCGAGCCCUGGUGGCCAGCCUGCCCGGCCAACUGCAGUACGAGUGUGCCGACCAAGGCGAUGACCUCAGCCUGGGCCAGAAGCAGCUGCUGUGUCUGGCACGUGCCCUUCUCCGGAAAACCCAGAUCCUCAUCCUGGACGAGGCCACGGCCGCCGUGGACCCGGGGACUGAGCUGCAGAUGCAGGCCGCCCUUGAGAGCUGGUUUGCCCACUGCACGGUGCUGCUCAUCGCCCACCGCCUGCGCUCCGUGAUGGACUGUGCCAGGGUGCUGGUCAUGGACAAAGGGCAGGUGGCAGAGAGCGGCAGCCCUGCUCAGCUGCUGGCCCGGAAGGGCCUGUUCUAUAGGCUGGCACAGGAGUCAGGCCUGGUCUGA
Myotis lucifugus (little brown bat) is the source of this 3822-nucleotide messenger RNA. It is a transcript of the gene ABCC6, whose product is annotated as ATP binding cassette subfamily C member 6. Lineage: Eukaryota; Metazoa; Chordata; Mammalia; Chiroptera; Vespertilionidae. The record is from RefSeq and is a predicted model, not a curated record. Gene Ontology annotation, cellular component: membrane. Gene Ontology annotation, biological process: transmembrane transport. Gene Ontology annotation, molecular function: ABC-type transporter activity; ATP hydrolysis activity; ATP binding.